This is a messenger RNA of Chlorella variabilis, 2058 nucleotides long. RefSeq lists its product as hypothetical. The transcript is spliced from 9 exons. Bases 1 to 1140 code for a protein of 379 amino acids. Gene Ontology annotation, biological process: protein peptidyl-prolyl isomerization. The record is from RefSeq and is a predicted model, not a curated record. Gene Ontology annotation, molecular function: peptidyl-prolyl cis-trans isomerase activity. NCBI's taxonomy places the organism in Eukaryota, Viridiplantae, Chlorophyta, Trebouxiophyceae, Chlorellales, Chlorellaceae.
AUGCCUGUGCAGCUGGAGCAGGCAGGCAGCCUGCUGCGCAACGCGCUGCUGGGCGCGGCGGCGGCGGCGCUGGUCGGCGGCGGCGCGGCGCCCGACGCGCUCGCGCCGCCCGCCUGGGCCGGCAUCGGCGGCGGCGCGGUGACCAACGCCAAGGCGCUGCUGCGCUACUCUCUGCCCGUGGACAACAAGCCCAUCAGGCAGAUCCAGCGGGACCUGGAGGCGAUCAGCGACGACCUGCGGGUGCCAGGCAGCAAGUCUCUGGGCCCCAUCGGCAGGCGCGUGCGUGCGGCCUCGUCUGUGCUGGAGCGCGAGGGCAGCGCCAUCACCGCCGCCUUUGCGGCCGACAAGAAAGCGGCGGGGCUGGCGGCUGUGGAGGGGCUGAAGCAGUCCCUGUCAGACUUCCAGGGCGUGCUAGACGCUCAGGACAAGCAGGCGGUACCGCUGGUGCAGCAGCAGUGCCUGGACUAUGUGGGGGCAGUGGAGGAGGCCAUGGUGGGGGCCUUCCCCUUUGAGGUGCCCAAGGAGUAUGCCGACCUGCCGCAGCUCAAGGGGCGCGCCACUGUGGAAAUGAAGUUCAAGUUCACCGAUGCGCGCGAGAACAACGCCACAGGCGGUACCAUGACCAUGGUCCUGGACGGAUACAACGCGCCCGUCAGCGCGGGCGACUUUGUUGACCUGGUGCGGCGCGGCUUCUACACAGGCAUGGAGAUCCAGCGCGCCGACGGCUUUGUUGUGCAGACCGGCAAGCCUGACGGCAGCAGCCAGGGCUUUGAGGUGGACGGCAAGGUGCGCACCAUCCCGCUGGAAGUGAUGGUGAAGGGGGACAAGGUGCCGGUGUAUGAGGAGACGCUGGAGGAUCUGGGGCGGUUCCGGGAGUCGCCGGUGCUGCCCUUCAACGCCUUUGGCACCAUGGCCAUUGCCCGCGAGGAGUUUGACCCCAACUCGGGCUCCUCGCAGUUCUUCUGGCUGCUCAAGGAGUCUGAGCUGACGCCCACGGGCGCCAACCUGCUGGACGGGCGCUACGGCGUGUUUGGAUACGUCACCGAGGGCUCGCAGCUGCUCAAGGAGAUGCAGGUGGGGGACAAGAUUGUGAGCGCCAAGGUGGUUGACGGCGAGGAGAACCUGGUGCUCCCAAAGUGAGGCGGCGCCACUCUCGUGUGGCAGCCGUCGUGGCGCACCCGACAGGCCUGCGCACCGCGCUGGCUGGCACAGCCGGGGCCUGUGCUGCGUGGCACGCGGCUGCUGCUGGCGCAGCCUGUGGCUUGCUGGCGCCCCGCGCGCCCGGCUGCCCUUUAUUCUUUUGCAAGUGGAGUGAUUAAUGCGAGACCAGCCCCAUGGGGCGCCCCCCCUUGCCUGCCUGCCUUUUUCCUUGUGCCAGCACUGUUUGUGAUGUGCGUGCUGUUCUGGGGGCACGCGCCCAGGUUUUGAGCCCUGCCCGUGGCUAUUGCUGCGUUACAUCUCUCAACACUUGACCCUCAAACUUGUAAGUGAUUGCCUGAGGGUUGGCGGCAGGUUGGUUUGUGGUUGGAUUCUGGUGGAGGAAAACUGCCAAAACUCCCCAUCCGCCUGGGAUGGGGCCACAUGCUGAAGAGCAGCCGUGCAAGGAAAAAACGGCGCAUGCAGGCGACAGGCCUGGACGGGGGAUCCUGGGCUGUGGUGAUGAUGGGACACAAUUGGGGAGGCCUAGUGGCCACAGGAGGGGACAACAGCAGGGCGUGAAAGAACUGAAGCAUACUGGAGGUAUUCAAGAGCACAAGCAAGAGGGGAGGAGGCGGAUUUGAGAGCGCUGCCGCAGCCCCGGCUGGGCAGGAGGUGGGAAGAAACAGAUAUAAUUAGCAAGUGCUGGAAAGAAGACAAGGGGGCACAGAGAGGUGCUGCCAGUCAGCUGCCGGACGUCGCAUUUCCCACCCAUGCGGUGGCAGCUCGGUAGUCUUGCAGCGCCUGCAGCUGCACCGCCGCGCCCUGCUGCAAGUUGAGCAGCGGCACGGGCAGCGCUGCCAGGCUGGCGUUGAGCGCCGCUGAGCUGGCGGCAGCCGCUGGCUGGCCGCUGCCGGCAAG